ACCAGAUAUACUUGAAUCUAGUAUUUGCACAAACAUUGCACAAAGACAACAGUAUAUUUAUGGUUUUGGUAUCACCAAAAGUGAAUUAAAAUUUGCUGUUGAAAAUGGUUUAGUUGAUGAAUUCAUAGAAUUGAUAACAAGAUUUAUUGAGAAUCAUACUGAUCUAGCUAUAGGAAAUAAAGAGAAUUCAAGAUUGGCAAAACAAGUUAACGUUAAAGCAAAUAAGGGUGGUGUUAAACUCAAAUUAGAGAAUCGACAUUGCAGUAACUGCCAUGGGCCCGGUCAUUAUACUUCUACUU
Molecule: messenger RNA, 299 nt
Organism: Racocetra persica
Lineage: Eukaryota; Fungi; Glomeromycota; Glomeromycetes; Diversisporales; Gigasporaceae
Source: the annotation of a GenBank genome assembly